Messenger RNA from Sander lucioperca (pikeperch), 6985 nucleotides. Its product is annotated as synaptic vesicle glycoprotein 2B-like. Gene Ontology annotation, cellular component: membrane. Gene Ontology annotation, biological process: chemical synaptic transmission; transmembrane transport. The coding region runs from base 492 to 2558 and encodes 688 amino acids. Gene Ontology annotation, molecular function: transmembrane transporter activity. NCBI's taxonomy places the organism in Eukaryota, Metazoa, Chordata, Actinopteri, Perciformes, Percidae. The transcript is spliced from 16 exons. The record is from RefSeq and is a predicted model, not a curated record.
GGGAGAGAGAGAGAGAGGCUGGCACUAUCCUUUCCUGCCCUAAUCCGUCAGCUGUCUCUUGUGUUGAUGCUGGUUACAGACACAGUAAGGAAACUUCAGACUUUAAUUUUAAGGCUACGAAUGAAUUUUAAGAUAGAUUUGUUGUGAAGCCUGGACACCAUCGAUUGGAUGUGAACUUCAGUUUGAUCUGUUCUGAAGUGAAAAUUGAAGAUCUGACAGGACUCUGGAGUACCCACCAGGACCACCACAACAGAACCUGAGACAGACACAUUACUACAUAUAUUUGCUUUUAUCUAGCAUAAGCUAUACUGCACAGCAAAUUGGGUGAAUUUGUUAGAUGUUAACAUCAUUGUUCACUAUUAACUUUAAAAGCCAGUGUUAGGUACACAGUCUCUGUAACUAAGGACUUUGACACUAGUUGGUUAGCAUAAUUUGCACUUUUUCUACUUGCUGUAAAAUUAGCUUUUAGCCUAGCAGGCCUAGUAAGCCAAAUGGCUGACCCGUGGCAAAACACAACAUACCACCAAGGAGGAGGUGACAGCUAUGGGAGUUAUGGAGAAGGUGGUGGCCAUGAUGGAUAUGGUUAUCAGGCAGACUAUCCUCUCCAAGAAGAGGAUGCAGCAAGUGACGUGACCGAAGGACAUGAUGAAGAGGAUCAAAUGUACGAAGGAGAAUAUCAAGGGAUACCACAUCCUGACGAGGUGAAGGCUGCACAGAGAGCCGCACGGGCUAAAGCUCGAGCAGCCGGCAGUGCAGUCUCUGAACUAGAAGAGUUAUCUGAACAAUACGAAGACAUCAUGGAGGACUGUGGCCACGGGAAGUUCCAGUGGACGCUCUUUGUGGUGCUGGGCCUGGCUCUGAUGGCUGAUGGAGUCGAAUGUUUUGUGGUAGCGUUCGUUCUACCAUCUGCAGAAAAGGAUCUGUGUCUCUCCAAUGCAGAGAAAGGAAUGUUAGGUUUGACCGUCUUUCUGGGCAUGAUGGUUGGAGCGUUCUUGUGGGGUGGUCUGGCAGACAAAGUUGGCCGUCGGCGCUGUCUGGUUGUGGCACUAGCAAUAAACUGUGUCUUUGUCUUCCUGUCUUCGUUCGCCCAAGGCUACGGCUUCUUCCUCUUCUUCAGGCUGCUGUCUGGCGUUGGAAUUGGUGGCACAGUGCCGAUCGUGUACUCAUACUUCUCCGAAUUUCUUCAAAUGGACAAGCGAGGAGAGCAUCUGUCCUGGUUGUGUAUGUUUUGGAUGAUUGGUGGGAUCUAUGCUUCGUUCACUGCCUGGGGAAUCAUACCCAGAUACGGCUGGGGGUUCAGCAUGGGCACGGAGUUCCAGUUCCACAGCUGGCGGGUGUUUGUCCUGGUUGCGGCUCUUCCUGCUAUUGCCUCUCUGGUUGGACUCACCUUCAUGCCAGAGAGUCCCCGCUUCCUCCUGGAGAAUGCCAAGCACGAUGAGGCAUGGAUGAUCCUGAAGCAGGUCCAUGAUACCAACUGGAGGGCCAAGGGUCAGCCAGAAAAAGUCUUUACUGUGACUCACAUCAAGGCUCCUAAAACAGCAGAGGAUGAGUUUAUAGAAAUUCAGAGUGCUACAGGAACAGCUGUACAACGAUGGGCUGUACGCUCACUAACACUCUGUAAACUGGUGUUGAGGAACGUAGCAUCACUCCUCUCUGCAGAACUGAGGUUUGCCACACUCUUCAUGGCCAUCAUCUGGUUCUGCAUGGCUUUCAGUUACUAUGGUCUGUCUGUUUGGUUCCCUGAUAUGAUCAAACACCUUCAGUAUGAGGAGUACGAGUCCAAGGUGAAGGUGUUCCAUAAAGAACGAGUGGAGAACUUCCAUUUUAACUUUUCUUUAGAGAACCAGAUCCAUAAAGAAGGGGAAUACAUCCAUGACAAGUUCAUCAGUAUAGAGAUGAAGUCGGUGAAGUUUGAAAGUUCACUGUUUGAAGACUGUCGCUUUGAAGACAUCAGGUCCACAGACACUGUGUUUGAGAACUGCACCAUCCGUUCCACUGUCUUCUAUAACACAGACCUGUGGGAGGAGAAGUUCAUUGACUGUAAGAUGGAGAACACCACCUUUGAGCACAAUAAAUAUGGCUGCCACCUGGACACUGUUGAGGAGAACGACGUUCUAAUUUACCUGGUCAGCUUCCUGGGCAGUUUGGCUGUGUUGCCAGGCAACAUCAUCUCAGCCCUCUUCAUGGAGAAGAUUGGCAGGGUCAAGAUCAUAGGUGGCUCGAUGCUCAUCUCAGCAGGCUGCACGUUCUUCCUGUUUCUGAGCUUCAGCCAAUCAGCGAUCAUUGCCAUGCAGUGUCUGUUCUGUGGCGUCAGUGUUGCUGCAUGGAAUGGCAUCGAGGUGGUGACAGUGGAGCUGUACCCUACUUCUAAAAGGGCCACAGCAUUUGGCGUGCUGAACGCUCUGUGUAAGCUGGCGGCAGUGCUCGGCAGCUCUAUCUUUGCCAGCUUUGUGGGCAUCACCAAAGUCGUCCCCAUCCUGCUGUCCUUCACUGCGCUGGUGUGUGGUGGCCUGGUGGCCCUCAAACUACCUGACACACGAGAGAGAAUCCUUCAGUGAGGUCAUGUGAGAUCCAGGGGGUGGGAGUCAUAAGGGGAGGGAGAGGCCAAAACAUACGUGCUUAUAUGUUGGAAGCUUUUCUUAUUGAUAUUGACUUCACUCUGCAUUUAAAAGAAAGCAGGAACAGCUUAUACAUAUUAAAUGUAAAUGCCAAUCUCUAAUUUUUUCAUGGAAACCAUCUCAUUUUGUACAGCGGGUAGGUGACCUUUUCACUAAUGGCACUGAUGGCAGGUAUAGGGUUUAGGUGUACACAAGUGUCAGUGUUUAAAUGGAAACUGAGAAUUUUUUUUUUUAUUUCUUAGUGAGUAAGAACUUCAAGUAAUUGUGUGAAACUGAUUUUAUUUAAAGAAAAUAUUCAUGCAACUGGCAACCUCAGCAUGACCUGAAAGUUCAGUCCCCGAGUACAACCCCAUUCUUGACUCCCAUGAUAAUUGGUAGAUGGCAUGUGGUUGCUUUUGCCUUACCAUAUCACUAGCAGUUUUUAACAUCUCAUUGCGUCAAACUAAUUAAGAGGCUUAUUAGCAAUGAAUACUGCAGCGGAGUAAAUUGAAGUCAAACAAGUAUAUAUAUUUGUAUUGAAGUCCAAAUGUUCCUCUAUUGUGCUGUAUGUUCUGCACGAGUAUUAUAACUUCUCCUCUGGAGUUCAGUCUGAUACUAAUAUCCUCCUGCCAUUAGUACAGGGAAAAGCACAUCCUCAGUUGGCUUUACUUACGCAGAAAACAUAUAUCUGUGAAAACUGUGCACAUUUACUUUUCUGUCUCCGUCUGACCUGGAGUUUUGGAUGAGUGUAUUUUCUGGACAGCAAUGUUUUGACAAGGCCCUGUUAGAAAUCAUUUGGUCUGUUAAGUGUGUUAAUGGUACUGUUUUUCUUUCUCCUUUUUAAUCAACUUACAGUUAUUUUUUACCUUCUCAUUUUUUUUACUCAUACUUGUUAUAGGCCUAAACCUUUAUUUGAAUGAUUGUACCAUCUUGUAGAAAAAACUGAAAAUCUCAGUUUAUUUGGUCUUCCUGUUUGCAGGUACAAUAGAAAUCCUGCUGUAGGACCACACACUACCUUCCCAAUGUUGAUGACAAAUAAAUGAUGAAAAUGCUUGUGAAUUGAAAAUUCAUCAUAAUCAUAUUUUCAAAUGAUAGAAUAAAUAAAACUUCCAGCAAGCAUAACUGCCAUUUAUCAUGCAGGUGGAGUACACAAAAUGAACAUGAUAGAAAAAUUAAGGCAAAUUGAAACCCGGUGCUAAGUGAAGUCAACAGAUGACAUUUGUUUGAUUUUGUAUACUACUGCAACCUCUUUUAGCAAAAAAGUGAUAACAAUUUAAUCUCUGUGUCUCUACUACAGAGAGGUGGGGAACAUGUUGAGCCUAGCUUAGCACAAAGAUAAAAAAUGAAACUGCUCUUGAAACCAUGAUGUGUAACUUUCUGUCAAUUUCUAGAUGUGUCGAAUAGAGUAAAUCCAAUGUGUGAAGAGUGCUUUUAAAAAAAAAAAAUCAAUUAAUUGAUUUAGUCUUUUACAAUUUUUACACACUAAAAUAUCUCUUCACUGACAUGAAUUGAUGUUGGAUGAACAUUUUGUAAUUUUUGUUUAAGCUCAGUAAAUAUUAGAUAGAUUCCAUUGUUCCUAUUGACAGCAGGCAUUUAGGAAUGACAGCAAUAGUUAAAAAUGGCUGAAGUAGUUCUUAAUGAAGUAGACAUGAUGUAAUGUAUCAUUAGGGCCCGAGCCCUGACAACAAGGCCCUUUUGAAACUGAUAGGAUUACUAUUAUUCUGCAAAUUAAUCAUUUUUAAGGGGCUAAAGGUGCAUAGUAAAAGUGAAAAUUUGCACACGCAUCAGAACCGGUGAAACUUUUGAUAUUGCUUGGGUGUAACAUAAUGGAUUGAUAGUGCUCACUACCAACAUUUCAAAGAAGUAGCCCUUGCAGUACGUGCACUCAGCAGAGAGUUCCUUUUUCAUUUGUGAUGGUUUUCCCCACCCUUAUACUCAAGCCACGCCCCUUCAUAAGCCAUUUGUGUAGACACUUAUUGACACAGGUGGUGGUACAAAAUUUGCAAAACAUAAUUUUCAAUGCCACACAGUCCACGCAGGAAAUAAAGUCUAACUCAUGUGCACAGCAGUGUUGGGCAAGUUACUUUUAAAAAGUAAUUAGUUACAGUUACUAGUUACUUCUUCCAAAAAUAACUAAAUGAGUUACUCUGUUACAAAUGAUACAAGUAACUAGUUACUUCAGAAAGUAACUAUUGCAUUACUUUCAAGUAAAUUUUUAAAUGCUCAAGUGUGACCCCCACCUCCAUCCCUCUUUAACAGAACUUAAAAUACAUGUGCAUGUUCAAUUAUGUAUGAUAAAUCUGAAUAUUAUAAUGAAAUUGACACUUAAUACAAUACAUUAUUAACAGAAACAAUGUACACAAAUCUAAACUAUUUUAAUGUUGCUGUGGGACAAAGUGAGACUAGCCUCCAAUCAAAUGCCAUGUAUGUAGAUAUUAUGUUUAUAUAGUGGAUCGAUACAAAUGACACAAUAGAUGUUUUGGAACUUUUGAUAUGUAUUGCCCCUCAGGCCACAACUGGGCAAAAUUAAAUUUAAAUUUAAAUUUAAUUAUGCUUGUUAAGCACUAUACCAAAAAUAAAUAACAAAUAUAUACACUCUUUGUAGUGCAAACGGAUCGGUUCUUUCUGGAGGCAUUUUGCCAGUUCAUUCCAAAAUAGUAGUUCAUCUGAGCCUGCAGCCAGUGGGACAUACUGUAUGAGAACAUUUGCACACAUUUGAGAAAAAACAUGUUACAGAUAGUUAUUUAAAGUUUGAGUAAGUUUGAAUUACUUGACACCGACGUGGAUAGGCACUUUUGCCCAGGGCAUAAUGUGCAUUUCACGAUUAAUGUGCAAUCCUUUAAUUUCUUGGAGGGAAAAGUAAUGGCUAUACUUCCAUUUAGAGAAGGCUACUUUUGGAUUAUUUGGGCUCGCCAUACCUGUCUCUCGUUGACUGACUCACUUGUGUUGUUUGUUGUGUGUCUGACUAUGCUUUCGAAAACCCGCCCAACACUACCUCUUACCGUGAAAUUUUACUCAACCUCAGCCAAUCGUCAGCAUUGACUCUCUUGAGCUCUGUUGCUUUUUUUAUUUAUUUUGAGAGCGAAUUGCCCCACAAUAUGAAUACAGUUUGAUUAUAACUUUUAUUUUGUUGGUAACCGUUGUUGUAUAAUCGCAAUAUUACACUCGAGGGUUUGAUUAAACGUCAUAUUAUUGGCACUUCAGUGAUGCUUACGGACCUCGCCGCAUCACUGUCAAGCCAAUAAUGACGUUAAAUCAAACCCUUGAGUGUAAUAUUGCUUAAAUGAUUGAAAGUGUUGCACCUUACAUAAUACAUGGCAGUGAUGAUUGAAAGAAAUUGUAACCGCUAGCUGUGGAACUAAGUCAUCCCGCCAUUUAUCCUUUCAAAUACACAUAUACAGUCACUUCAUAAUACAUUCACAUUUAUUUUAAUCACUUUUUAACUUCUUUGAUCAGUUUCGACAGUUUGGAUAAUUCCUUUUUUCUUUCUUUUUUUGGUACUUCCACCACUGAGGCUUUGCCCUCACUCUCUCAAUCAACACUCACAGAAGCAAAACUCUAAAGAAAACCAGCUUGGGUACAGUACCAGUGUGUGGAUGAUGGAUUUAUCAUUUUACUUUUCUUGUAUAGUGUGAUGUUAAAUGUGUAUUUAUUACAGAGGGGUUUGUGCUGCAACUGGUUGUGUAAAUUUCUGCAUGUUUGUCCAAUGUUUUUCUCUUGGCUGUGUUUCACUGUGUCUUCAGCAUAAUGUGUAAAUUUAAAAUGGUCUGGGUCUAGAUUGUGUUUUCAUCACAAAAAGAAACAGCAGCACUUUGACACAAUAUAUGAAUGAUCACUGGUUAGGUGACAUUACUUUCAUCAGUGAAGAGAAAUGAAAUAUCUAGGUUAAGUGUGGUGGUUCAUAGAAAUAACAAAGACAAAAAGUAAAUUUAGUCUAGAUGAGCUUUAAUUGCUGUCUAUGGCCAUUACGUCUCUCCUCAAAGGCUCCUCCAUGGCUGUUUAAACAAAAAGCUAUGCAAGAAGUUGUGUUAAGAUUGAAAAACGAGAGCUUGAGAGGGAAUUUUAAACCUUGCAAACUUUGUCACUCACUCAAUGAUCUGAUAAGGCCUUACUUUGAAGCCCACUGGCACCUGACUCAUGCAUCUUUUUUUAUUCAUUCAUAUAAUUAUAUUUAUUUGGACCUGAUGUAUGUUUCUGACAUUGAUGUAAAGCCCAGGUAAAAAAGCCAAAAUCUGUUCUUUGUUUGAAUUUAAAACAUUUUCUUCCUUUUCAAUGCUGGAUGAUAAUUUCAUCAGUGAAUAAUGUUGUAUUGUUUGAUUUAAUUUCUGUUUGUUACUGUGUGUAUUUGUGACUGUGACAAAUCCGACCAAUAAAAUGAGUUCAUCAAU